UUAUUAAUUUUGGUUUGACGUUCAAUUUUGUAUAAUUAUUGGGCUUGCAUGGCUCCUCUAGUUGAUGUCGCAUAGGCUAUAGUAUACCCCCUGUACUCGCUGUAGCUCUCAUCAAGAGGAUCUUGAAGGCAUCUGCAGUACCUCACCGAGUCAUACCACCAGUUGAUCUACUAGUAUCUUGAUAUUGCUGAUAGCUAUGGCCGAAAACUCGGCCACAAACGGUAAUCUGUUCCUUGAUGUUGGAAAGGAUUUCAAGUCGACUGAUCAGGUUGAGCUGUUGGCUACCCGGCUGCUCGGCAAUGACGAUAAAGUGACGCGUCUUCAGAGCGAGAACAUCACAGAUCCAAGUCGAGUUGCACGGAAGAUCAUGGGGGUGUGGGAAGAGAGCAGCAGGGAGGGUAUCCACUUACAAUACCUUUAUGAUAUUCUGUGUGACAUCGGCAUGGCACACACCGCCAUCAAGUUCAGCUCUCGACUUGGUGUUAGCAUUGACAAGCACCGUCAGCAUGGCCAGGCUGCACCAACAAGAACAACAUCAGCAACAACCGGCCAAUCCCGGACUGAAUCUCAGCAGGGACGCGGAGCAAAAACGGCAGAGACUGUCAGUGACGGCAGAAGGCAGCAAUCUAGCGACGGGGCGGGUUUGAAUACAUGUUUCUGCGCCGACCCGUUCAAGGACCCUCGCUACGUGAGCGCGGUCGAUCUGUUCCUGAAGUCGCUCGACCCAACCGAGCUACGCAAUCGUGCUCAGCAAGCUGGCGAUCUUCUCAACGAAUCCCAAGUCGACCGCCUGGUGUGGACCGAGCAGCAUCAGCAGCCACACAUCCACAACCAUGAGCUGAUCAAGGUGAUCAAGCCGCAAGAACAACUGGGCUACAUUAGCCUUUGCCGGAUUAUCAAGGACUGGGGAAAGUACCCGGGAAAGCUGGCGGAAAUGAAUCAACUACUGCCUGCAGACAAGCGGGUUUGAAAUUCGCCCUGUUCCCUGGGCAGAGAAGACACGGAACUGGGAAUUCUCGAAAGGACAAGAGACGCCACUGCGAUGAAGCGAUUCUGAAGACCAGGUGGGAAGGUGACCCGGGAGCUGAAAGACGGACGCACACAUGGGCACGAGAAUGGCGGCCGGCUGCAGUGCGAGCCCACAAGCUGUUAGUGUUUUUUUGUCAGCACAGGACAUUGGCGGUUACGCCUCACUAGUCGCUUUGCGGGGGGAAAGAUGAGUUCGGAUACUAUUCCUUAAGUGUCGGGGGAGUUAAAGGUGCUUGCAAAGUGCAGCACGGUGGUAUGUGCAGAGUCGGCUCUGCGGUUGGUACAUGGCCCUGCCCCAAAAAAUGGGGUAUUAUUGAUAACCACUACAGUACCUACUACGCACAGGGGUUGUGUCGGUGAAAGCCCGUCAACUUUCCGAAACCCAAGCGGCUUGGAAUCGCCGUUGGCAACCGACAUUGUCAUGGCUGACGCACACACUUGGUGCGUGUGGUGCAAGCGUACCAGUGCCAUCGUACUUGUCCCCGCGGCCCAACGCAAGCAAGCAUCUCCCUUAACCCGGCGGCAAACGCUGGUUUCACCGCUCCUGCUUUCAAUAGUAUAAUACUCUUUCUGACUAGUUUC
Sycon ciliatum is the source of this 1611-nucleotide messenger RNA. RefSeq lists its product as uncharacterized. Lineage: Eukaryota; Metazoa; Porifera; Calcarea; Leucosolenida; Sycettidae. The transcript has 6 exons. The record is from RefSeq and is a predicted model, not a curated record. Bases 197 to 970 code for a protein of 257 amino acids.